This is a messenger RNA of Thunnus maccoyii (southern bluefin tuna), 1093 nucleotides long. RefSeq names its product methionine-R-sulfoxide reductase B1-A-like. NCBI's taxonomy places the organism in Eukaryota, Metazoa, Chordata, Actinopteri, Scombriformes, Scombridae. The transcript is spliced from 4 exons. Gene Ontology annotation, molecular function: peptide-methionine (R)-S-oxide reductase activity. The record is from RefSeq and is a predicted model, not a curated record.
UUAAAUUUUUAGUCCGGCAGUAAAACCAAAGAAGAAGAAGAAGACGGGAGGCUAAGUAACUAGUCUAACCGCAAGAAAAUGUCGUUUUGUAAGUUCUUCGGGGGAGAGGUCUUUAAAGACCAUUUCAAACCAGGGAUGUAUAUAUGUUCCAAGUGUGAUCACCAGCUGUUCUCCAGCCGCUCCAAGUAUGAGCACUCGUCUCCCUGGCCAGCCUUCACAGAGACCAUCCAUGAAGACAGUGUGUCCAAACAUGAGGAGAGACCUGGGGCAUACAAGGUACGGUGUGGGAAGUGUGGAAAUGGACUAGGCCAUGAGUUUGUGAAUGAUGGGCCAGGCAGAGGGCAGUCUCGCUUUUGAAUAUUCAGCAGCUCACUGAAGUUCGUCCCUAAAGAUAAGGUUGAUGGACAGUAAAGUGAGCUGUCAGGGGGGAAAAUUGCAGGACUUGUAGAAGUUUCUUUGUGCUGCUGAAGGUGCGGACAGUGGAUGAAGUGUUCUGGGAAAAGGCCCAAUGUGGGAGCACCAGGGCUCUGAUGGACGGUGGCCUCACUGGACAGCAAGAACAGAGGAUUUUUCUCAUAUCUUUUAUUAUGCAGUCAUCACAGACUCAGUAACCAGAAUAGCCUCACUGAUUAUACAUUCACUGUCUCAUCAGCUGUUUAUUGAUUGAGACUAGACUUCAUGUGAUUCUGUCAGUUAUUUCUUACCGAGAGUUUAAGGGUUUGUUUACCUUCACAGUUUUGCAUGUAAGUAUAAAACUGAGUGUUACAAGUGAGUGAACACCAAUCUGUAAGAAAUAACUUACAAAACCUUAAACCUAAGACAAGAUAAACCUUUUCCAAAGAUUAUUCAUGAUGUUUUUAAAAUUCAUUCAUCGACAAUGACCUCUACCUGCAGUGUUUGUUGUGCUAGAUGCAGAAAAUUUGUAACUAUAAAUACUAUUUUCACUACUGAGAAGCUUUAUGUAAAUGAAUCACAAUGGCUGAUUACAAAGAACUUAAAUGUAUUUUAAAUUAAAAUAAUGCAAUAAUGCAAUGCUUUGAUAAUAAGUUUGUCUUUAAUCUUGUUUUCAAAUAUUAAAGUUACUUUUUUCCUA